Malassezia pachydermatis is the source of this 1755-nucleotide messenger RNA. RefSeq lists its product as hypothetical. The record is from RefSeq and is a predicted model, not a curated record. Gene Ontology annotation, cellular component: SAGA complex. The coding region runs from base 1 to 1755 and encodes 584 amino acids. Gene Ontology annotation, molecular function: transcription coactivator activity. The transcript has a single exon. Gene Ontology annotation, biological process: regulation of transcription by RNA polymerase II. Lineage: Eukaryota; Fungi; Basidiomycota; Malasseziomycetes; Malasseziales; Malasseziaceae.
AUGUAUCGGCGGUAUAUGGGAACGGCCGGAUCCAGUGCGACGUCUAUACCCAGCGUCGAUGAGCUGGCCGACUUGGUACGGCAUUUGCAGGCGCUGCAGCAGGACGCGUUGACGCGUGCACAAACAUUAGCCGACGAACGGCCUGGAAAUAGUGGACGUGUUUCUGCACAAGGCGCCGGCACAAAAUGGAAAGGCAAGGAUACCAGGGUCAAAGAAGAAGACCUUGAGGCUGAGUCUUUGGAGCCCAAUGCGGAGGGCGGCGAAAGCUCAGGUGACGAGUGGGAGCCGGAGGACAGUCGUCGUCGUGCAAACGUGAAUCGGACCUAUGGACGGCAGGGCGCGUGGAGAACGAAGGAGGGACCCACGAGCGAUGCUGAGACAGAGGCCAUAGACGAGGCACAGACGCCAGUUAUGCCGCGCAUGAAGAUGCGUCGUGCGCCUCUGAGUGUAAAGUUACGAUUGACACAGCCUGACGAUGCAGCUCGCGUGCGUUCAGAGAUGCGAUCUACGCCCUUAACUGAGAACGACGAUGUACCUGAGCAGAUUGUGGACUUGCAUGGCGAGUCAUUUACGGAUCCUACGACGUUUAGUUGGGAAGUACCGCAUGAGCCGGAAGCGACCAUCCUCCCGAAACGAGAGCCCCUGCGUCUGCCAUGGCCGUACCCGACGCACCCGCUGGACGUGCACGAAGACUUUGCCGAUCGAGAUUGGCGUGAGCGUGAAUCAAUGUACACUGUGAGCGACACGACGGCCGGCCCGUCGGUGGUCCCUAAAGAGGCAGGCCGAGGCAGGCAGACGAAAGAGGCGUCCCAGGUUUCGAUUACCACCUUUUACAAUUACGUCGAUACGUUCUUCAAGCCUGUGACAGAAGACGACUUGGCAUGGCUCUCGAGCAAAGUCGAUGACCCUUCGCCGUUCCAAUUCCCAGAGCUUGGUACGCAUUAUCGACAGGUGUGGGACAAGGAGGACCGCGAGCUACAAGGUCUCCUUCAGUCGGGCGACGUCUCCCUAUCGAGCAAGACGCGACCGUCCACCGUAGACGAAGACGAAUUGCCGCUGGCCCAGACCAUGCCGUCUCCCUUCAAUGCAAGCUCCUUGUCGUUGCAAGACAUGACCGCAGAACACAUGUACAAUCGCUUAGCGCAUGGUGGCCCGUUGAUUGAGCGGCUGAUUGCCUCGCUCAUUGUGCCGCCGCCCAGCGGUUCUCCCUCAUCAAGUGCGGCGGCGCUGGAAGCUGCCACAGAGUCGGAUCUUACGCCGCCGCCUGAUAUCCAAAAGCCUUUGUCGGACAUGGAAGCACAGGCACGCCAGGCAUGUGAAGCUAUUGGGUUGAUGGAGCCAGGCGCGCCGAUCCCUUGGGACGAUCAGGCGGAUGGGCCUAUUGGUUCGGCUUUGCGAUUGGCCCAAGCGCGCCUACGACGUCAGAUGAAGGCGAACGAGGAACGGAAAGCGCGUCUGUUCAAAGUGGCGCAAGAUCGUAUGGCGUUCCAGGACUACCAAGCUUGUUUACAAGCGGUAGAUCGCGAGAUUGAGUCGAGCUGGACGAAGCGAACGCGGCAAAUUAAGGCGAGUGCCGGGAAGAAGCGGAAGGCAGAGGCAGAGGCAGGGCCUUCGCGACCGCAGCUGCCAGAGACGCUGCCUGAAGCCCUGCAACGCCGCAAGAAACUCAAGGCGGCUUUCGAGCCGUUGUUUGCCAAGAUACCACAUGCCUAUGCCCCGCCUACUGAGUCUAUAUACCAUGGCAUUGAAAAGUAG